AUGAAUAUUAAAAAUUUUUCAACAACGUAAAUCCAAAUUAAUUUUGUGUAUUAAUUUAGAUUGUAAAAAUUAAAUAGUUUUUAUUUGGAAAAGCGUAAAAUUCUUUUUGCAACAAUGUUUCUACAAAAUUAUGCAAAACCGACAACCAAUUUUGCCGCCAGGGAUAUGGAGCGUCAACGAGAGUUUGUGGAAAAAUAUAUGCGUACUGCGGAUGUACCGGAAUGGUAUCGUGGUUUGUCAUCAUUUCAAUUUCAAGCUGCCAAAAAUUUGCACAAUGCAAUUCGUGAUGAUCUCGAACAAGGUACAUCUCAUCGUGUACGGGAAGUAUUAAAUUCGAUCGGACUACGCCCACCGGUAUCAAAGAAAAGACUAAGACUCCUCAUGAGAUUGAGUCGCGGAUGUGAUUUGGCAUUUUUAUGGUUUCUAAAAGAUUUACACUAUCAAUCGGAUGGACCGGGCUAUAAUACAAAUGAGCAAUUAAUAUUAUCAUGUAUAGCUUAUUUAGAUAUUAUUUUUACCAUACGUGGCCUUGAUGAGAUUUUACCGCCGGAACAGCCACCAAAGAAGAGGCCACACAGAAUGUCAAAUGAACAGAGACGACUCUCAGUUCAAAGUAAAUAUAAAAUGUAUGAUAAACAAACUUAUUUAUCAGCGCAAAGAAAAAUUGGUUCCUUUAAUAAACAAUACAAGUUGCCUUAUCUUGAACAUCAACGACGGCCAGGCCCAUAUGGAAAAUCGCUCUCAGCAUAUCCGCCGGAAAAUGUAUUACGGCUGGAUUUUUUAAAUAGAUACAAAGAUCCCACGUAUGUUAUACCAAACGAAUCCAAUCGUUGGUUUUCCAACUAUUUACCCAGCGAAGGUCGUCAAACAGCAAAUACUCUUGUUAAUGAAAGUUUGAAUACAAUUUUCAAUGUAACUAAGCUUCCCAGCCAAGUCUUUGAAGCACAAAUAUUUAAAAACCUUAAAUUAUCUGGUAAUGAAGGACGAAAAGCUGAAAGACAGUUAUGUGAACAUCAUAAACUUAUGGAAGAGAUGGAGAAAUGUUUGGAACUUGAAUUGCGUGUAAUAGCUCAAGAGAAGUGUCGAAAAUAUUUUGACGCAGACAUGCCGAAAAAAGAACUACGCAUCGCACGUCUACGUAAGCAAAUUGAGAAUGAUGUGAAUUUACAUUUGAAGCGGUUCAGGCAUUUAGGUGAAAAGUGUCGGAGUGAAUUACUUUUAUGGUCUAAGGAAAACUUACACGAAUGUUGUUUGAACAGUGAUACGAAUAGUACAGGGAAUGGAUCAUGUGAUACUCUAAAAUAUAACAAUCGAAUGAAGAAAAAACCACAAAACAAAUAUACAAAAAGUGAAAGCCAUAUUGAACGCAAACAUAAGAAUUUUUAUAAUUCAGAAAUGCAACUAAAUACAGAGAGUGAAUGCAAACUACGUGUGAAAAAUUUGGAGAACUUAAGUGCACCGGAAAUAAUUGGUGAUGGCUUUAACAAUAACAAGAGGAGAGAAAAACGAAACUUUCAUUGUAAAAAACAGCCAUUGACAGAGAAAUUUAUUUCCAAUAGUACUUGUGAAUGCAAACCUAACGUUCAUAAUACUGAUAGUACAUAUGAUUAUAUACAAAAUUACGAUUACGGUCACUCGGACGCAAAAAGUGAUACGAAAAUAUUUUUUAACGCACCCCAUAAGCAUACACCUUUUAAAUUUGAUUAUCAGAAAAUAUUUGAUCUACCAUGUGACGAAGAAAAUGUAAAUUUAAAAAGAAUUUUUGUGAAAGCAAUCGAGAGUGAAGAAUAUUUACGUAAGCUGAAUACAGAAUCUAAGGAAAAUGUAGACGCCGCUAUACAAAACUACACUGCUAAGGUGUUAAGAGAAAAAAUAAAGGAAAAAUUAAAUGAAGUUGUUCAAAAGCCUCUAAUACCAAGCGCAAAGCCGCACAUAAAAUACUAUGAUCCAAAUAAUAAGACAUUAAUGCAUCGUAUGCUAAAGGAAGGACUUGAAAUAUUAGCCAAAGAUACAAGAUAUGUCUUAGCCUCAUUGCCCGAAGCACAUAAACUGCCAGUUUUACGCUAUUGGAUAUAUCAACGUUAUGGUAAAGUUUACACCAAAAAGGAAAUGGUUAAGAUAUUUAAAAAUUCGACAACACUCUUUCGAGCACUUCUCCAUAUGCCCAUACAUGAAACACUACCUUCGCCAUAUGAUCUUGGUCGAUCGGUGUUUAUUAAUUACCGUUGUCAUGAUUAUCUCAUGAGAAAGUCUGAUAAUAUUCGUAAAUUAUUUUAUGAUCGCGUCGACAAGGCAAUUAUGCAACAAUCACGUCAUCUCUAUAUAGCCAUGACGCCAUAUAUUUACGCUGGCCGCUCACCGAAUAAAACAAUAUUCGCUUAUUUACCAUCACAUCCCAGUGAUAUACAACAUUUUCGAGUGUGGAGCUCACGCAACAUGCGGUUAAAACGAAAGUCAUCAAAUUUAAACCUUAGGUCGACUGCGCGUUAUUAAGAACAGCAUGGAAUUCUGAAUUUAUUAUUUAUUAUUGAAGUAUCGGAAAUUUAAGUAUUUUAGUGCUCGUGCAAGUUCAUUUGCAGAAUUUGGUUAACUGUUAAUUGCUGCAGCUGUGAUAAUGCUGCCCAAAUUCUGCAAAUAUUUGUGAGUACUUAAGACGUUGUAUUGCUGUAUUGUAUUAUUUUUAUAAUUAGAAAGUAAAUUAAUUGUUUCUAAA
Messenger RNA from Ceratitis capitata (Mediterranean fruit fly), 2713 nucleotides. RefSeq lists its product as uncharacterized. The record is from RefSeq and is a predicted model, not a curated record. NCBI's taxonomy places the organism in Eukaryota, Metazoa, Arthropoda, Insecta, Diptera, Tephritidae. The transcript is spliced from 3 exons. The coding region runs from base 115 to 2493 and encodes 792 amino acids.